Messenger RNA from Dermochelys coriacea (leatherback sea turtle), 8588 nucleotides. RefSeq names its product phosphatidylinositol-4-phosphate 5-kinase type 1 gamma (gene PIP5K1C). The transcript has 20 exons. Gene Ontology annotation, molecular function: phosphatidylinositol kinase activity. The record is from RefSeq and is a predicted model, not a curated record. Gene Ontology annotation, biological process: phosphatidylinositol metabolic process. Lineage: Eukaryota; Metazoa; Chordata; Testudines; Dermochelyidae. The coding region runs from base 570 to 2561 and encodes 663 amino acids.
CGUCCAGCCGCGACAGCAUCGCUCUAUAGCCCCCCCCCCGCCGCCGCCGCCGCCGCCGCCCAGGGCCCGAGCGGCUCCCAUUUCCCUGCUUGGGCUUCUCUACCGCUGCUUCCUGCGGGCUCUAUGAUCUUCUUCCGCCUCCAGGGCUCCUAGGGCGCCUCUAGCCGCCGCACUCCCGGCUCUAUGGUCCGCGCGGUGGGGAGCGCUUCCCGGUCUCCUCCGCGUCCGCGUCCGCGUCGCUGCUGCCGUCGGCCGGAGCCGGGGCACCCUGCCCUGCGCAGCGUCCCCGCUCUCGGCGGCCAUGGAGCUGGAAGUGCCGGACGAUGCGGAGAGCGCGCUCGCCGCCGAGGCCGGAGCCGUCAGCCCGGAGGCUGGAUGGGGGGGAGCGGACUCGGCAGGAGUAUUAAACAGGAGUCACUGGUGAAUUAACUUCCUAGAGCUCUCUUCUAAGAAAACGGCUUCUGAAACAGUAAUGCUGGAAAAUGCUUAUUAAAGAAAAUGAGAAUCUUGAGGGGAGAACAUCCUAAAAUUUUGCUAAUGACUUUUUGUGGCUUGUUCACUUAUUAAUCAUGUGUCUGGCACUGAAGAAGACUGACCUCACUGAGGCCCCAUCAUUAUCAGGACAGCCUGGAGUUGGCCAAGGAAAGAAGAUAGGUCAUCGAGGAGUUGAUGCUUCUGGCGAAACUACCUACAAAAAGACCACUUCGAGCACUCUGAAGGGGGCCAUCCAGCUGGGUAUUGGUUACACAGUGGGGAACCUGAGCUCCAAGCCAGAGAGAGAUGUCCUGAUGCAGGAUUUUUACGUGGUGGAGAGCAUUUUCUUUCCCAGUGAAGGAAGUAAUCUCACUCCAGCUCACCAUUACCCUGACUUCAGGUUCAAAACCUAUGCACCCGUGGCUUUUCGGUACUUCCGGGAGCUCUUUGGAAUUCGUCCAGAUGAUUAUUUGUAUUCGUUAUGUAACGAGCCUCUGAUCGAGUUGUCGAACCCUGGUGCCAGCGGCUCCCUCUUCUAUGUCACCCGUGAUGACGAGUUCAUCAUAAAAACUGUGAUGCACAAGGAAGCGGAAUUCUUACAGAAACUUCUCCCUGGCUACUACAUGAACCUGAACCAGAACCCACGGACCUUGCUGCCAAAGUUCUAUGGACUGUACUGCGUUCAGUCGGGAGGCAAGAACAUUCGGGUGGUGGUGAUGAACAAUAUCCUGCCCCGGGUGGUGAAAAUGCACCUGAAAUUUGACCUGAAAGGUUCGACCUACAAACGCCGGGCAUCCAAGAAGGAGAAGGAGAAAUCCAGCCCCACUUUCAAGGACCUGGACUUCAUGCAGGACAUGCCAGAAGGUCUAAUGCUGGACACAGACACCUUCAGUGCGCUGGUGAAAACACUUCAGCGAGACUGCUUGGUGUUGGAAAGCUUUAAAAUCAUGGACUACAGCCUGCUGCUCGGGGUGCAUAACAUAGACCAGCAAGAACGGGAGCAGCAAACUGAGGGAGCCCAGAGCACAUCUGAUGAGAAGCGUCCCGUUGGGCAGAAGGCACUUUACUCCACAGCCAUGGAGUCCAUCCAGGGUGGGGCUGCCCGGGGGGAGUCCAUAGAUACAGAUGACACAAUGGGAGGAAUCCCAGCCGUGAAUGGCAAAGGAGAGCGCCUCCUGCUUCACGUAGGAAUAAUAGAUAUCCUUCAGUCCUACAGGUUCAUCAAGAAGCUAGAACACACUUGGAAGGCCCUUGUCCAUGAUGGGGACACGGUGUCAGUGCACAGACCCAGCUUUUACGCAGAGAGAUUCUUCAAAUUCAUGACCAACACAGUGUUCCGAAAGAAUUCCUCUCUGAAAUCGUCUCCAUCUAAGAAAGGACGUAGUGCCUUGUUAGCUGUCAAAAUGCCUGGUCCAACAGCUGCGUUUUCAGCUAGCCAGAUCCCCUCGGAGAAGGAUGAAGCCCAGUAUAAUCUCCGAGCCGCCAGGAGUUACCCCACAUUGGAUGACGAAGCAGGAAGGCCAGACCUUCUACCCUGCACUCCUCCUUCCUUCGAAGAAGCAACCACAGCCUCCAUAGCAACGACGCUCUCUUCAACAUCACUCUCUGUUCCUGAGCGGUCUCCCUCAGAGACCUCUGAGCAGCCCAGGUACAGGAGGCGCGCACACUCCUCAGGGCAGGAUGGCAGGUCACAGGAGGAGGUUCGGGUUGAAGAGGAGCUCCAGCAGAUAACAGUAGAGCUGGAGAGCAAAUGUGAUGUUGAGGUCAUAGCUCCUGAGGAAGACGAUGCAGGGGAGGCAGCCUCUUCAGCCUGUGCCAUUGCAACAGCCACAGCUACAAUCGAAGUGGAAACAGCCAGCCAGGCCUCAGAACCAGCCAGCCAGGCUUCAGAUGAAGAUGAUGUGCCAGUUGCAGACAUAUACUUUUUCACGGAUGGGAGGUACUGGAUUUACUCUCCCCGCCAGCGCAGACUCCGAGCCGCCUCGUUUUCCUCUGGGACUCCUACAGACGAGAGGAGUUGGAUUUACUCCCCUCUCCACUAUAGCACUCAAGUCCACUCUGUCUCCGAUGAGGAGAGCGAUACAUAAUCUCUGUGCAGACACUGAAGACCCAGAGAGCAGCGUUUCCCUCUGCAGGUCGACGUGUUCCCUUUCGUUGACACAGUCGUUCUGAUGGGAUGGGGAAGAGCUUGCUGCACUGCUGGAUCCCGGGCACUGCAUUUCAGGCUGGAGCGAAAUGCUCUCUAAACAUGUAUUUAUACCUAUCCGAGCCAUGGACAGCAAAGAAACCUCCCACCCAGAGCUCCUGUGUAAAGCAGGCUGAAAAGAGUCCCGGGUAGUGACCGUUUCCAGACAGGCACCACUACAGCUGCCUAUCCAUGUGUGAUACUGUGAACCUUUUUAAUCAUGUAUUUAUUUCUUUUAUCUUUGCACAGACACUGCACAAAUGUGCUUUUUUUAAACAUUUAGUAUACUGCACUUUUUUUGGUUGUCAUAUUCUAUUUAUGUGCUUCAUCAAGAGUGUGAAACCUCACAGGAGACAGAGAGCAAUCUUCACUUGGGGGGUGGCAGGAGGGCAGGUCCAGUCCUAGCUUCACUGAUGAGGAGACAGUGUGGUCUAACCCCCAGACAACAGGACAGGGAGUCAGAAGUCCAGACUCUGUGACCUUGGGCAAGUCACUUAGUCACUCUGUGCCUCAGUUUCCACAUGUGUGAAUGUGGGUAAUCCCCAUCUUUGUCAAAGCACUUGGACCCUCCGAUUGAAAGGUGCUAUGUAAAUGCGAUGUAUUCAAGGCCAGUAACUAGAAUUGUUCCAAUAUUAAAGCAGUCUGAGUUAGACAUGCCACUUGAUCUGAAUUUAGAAAUCGCUAGUGACCUCUACAAUUAACUGUAUGGGAGAAGCAAAAAAAAAACCCUGGCUGUAAUGGCAUAGCUUCUUGGCUUGGCUCUCUUCUGGGUGUUGGAGAUGGUGGGGCUCUCUCUUCACCAUGAAUUGUGCUGCUCAGUGGUGGGCUGGAGCUCUGCCCUGAUCUGCUGGCAGACUGCUAUUCUGUCAGACUGCUGCCUCGGCCAUGGGGUGUGGAAGGAAGAGAACUGAGACAGCUGCAGCUAGGCAUUGCAGGCUAUUGAAAUCACUUAGCAGCAGCAUGUUCAUGACUCUGAUGAGUGAGGGUGGCUCAGAGGUUCACGUGUAUUCCUUCAUAGCUGAAACCAACAUGCCACCCUUCCCCCAUAUUGAAGGAAGUCAGCGAAGCCCAGCUGGAAGCGUCUGUAUUGGGCAUGUGACACAUGCUAUUGGAUGCGCAGCCAGGGGAGAUCAGCUGUGUGAUGUGGCCUCUGAGGUGGAUAGUGCUGCUUUCGGUGCUCUAGAGGCAUCUUUGCAGGCUGCAGUCUUUAGACCAGACAAGAUUUGGCUUCACUUAACCAUGAAAUGGCACAAAGCAGUGACCUGGUGUUGAUUUCAAAUUCCUCCACUUGACUGUAGGAUAUUGCAGCUGUAGGUCCUGACUUCUCUAGCGAUCCCAUCUCCUCUCCCAUGAAUUAGAAAGUCUUGAGCGCAGAGAGGGCUUGGGCUUGUCUCUGUCCUCCUUGGACUCUAGCGUAAAGUGAGGGGUAAAUAUCACUUUUUAAUGCUGUUACAUUCUUCAAACCUCUGUUCUCAAGCUUCCCUGUGCAGUAGCAGUGAGAGGAUGUCCCCAGUCUAUAGGCUUGCAUGCCAAGCACUGAAGAGCUAGUACCACAGUCUGUCCUGGCAGCACUUGGGACAUAUUUGUAAUUCAGGUACCAGAAGGCAGGCUGGGUCAAUGGGACUGUCUAAGCUUUUUUCCCAUGAGCUGCCAAUGUUCUGAGGAUUUUCAUCCGAUGACUUUUUCUUCCUUUUUUAAAUAUCCAGAGCCUGACUUUUCAAUCCCUGCCCUGCAGAAGCCGAAGACUUGCACUCCCAAUGUGUGCCAGGCUUCAUAGAAGUCAUUACACCAUUUGAUCUUCACCUUUAUUGGUCUAGAAUAUCCUUUCUUUGGAAUGCAGGUGGGUUUAAAAGAACCCCUCUUCUCUCAUUAACAGCUGUGAAAACAAAGAUGCUGCCAUUACAUCCAUGAGUCAGGCAGCAAAUCUGCUACAGAACUCUGGCAGGUUCCUAAAAGCUUUCUCAGAAUCAUAGCCCCUUUUCUCAUUACACACUAGUAUAGUUAACUUCACUCGGGGAUUUGGUGGUAUGUAGUGCUCAGUCCAGGCUCACCUGGCUGUCUCCUCUCCAAAGAGAAGGCUUGGCGAAGGAGCUAGGGAGGUGAGCAAUGUGUAGACUCAGGUACUGCUGAGUGCUAAAGGCAAAAGAUUUCAGAACACAUAGUUAAACGUAGAGCGUGAUUUUUCUGAAGCACUAGGCAGCCCCAGGUCCAAAUGAAGCCAGUGGGAGCUGCACAGAUGCUCAGCCCUGUGACAAACAAGCCCUUGAUUUCAACAUCAAGUAAACUAGGCUUUGGGAGGAGCAAUGAAGAUAAGCUAGGCCCAUCUCUGACCAGCAUUUCAGGGCUCUGAAAGGAAGCAGCUAAUCAAAUCUUUAGCCUUAUGCCUUUAAAAGAAUAUGCUGAAGUUCGGCACUUCUGAUUGCCCAAGAAUAUAGAGCAGGAUUUUAUUUCUUUCAACCAUUUGGAAUAUCUCUAAUCUAUUUAUCCAAUACACCUACUCCAAUAGUAUCUCUGCGGCAAAGACAAAGCAUCUUUUUGGUGAUGAAUUUUGCAACUGUGGAGUUUCCUUGGUCUGCUCCCACAUUAGAGGCUGAAGCCAAGAGCCCUGUUCUGUGAUGAUGGAAAACUGAUCUUGCUUCCUCCUUUCCAAAAUUAUUCCUUGCUGACAGUGUUUUCCACUCCGUGACUUUCUAGGGAAGCUUCAUCUCUGUAAAUCUCUUGUUUUCAACUCUUUGCAGCAAGCAAGUGUAUUAGGGUCUGUUAUUGACUCUGAACUUCUUAUAAAGAUACAGAUACCCUGGGACAUGCAAAAGAACCACAUUAUCAAAAAACCCUUCCCAGGAGUGACAUUGCAGGGGGAGUUGGUCAGAAAUAAACCAUGUUGUUCACUUGCAGUCCCAUCCCCCAAAGCAUUGUGCUGUGUUGUCUUGUCCAUUACAAAGUGCCCUGCAGUAGGCUUAAACUCCCAUUUCCAUUAUGGGAGAGGCACCUGGAUGAAGGAAGGGAGCUGUAGGGUAUGUCUACAUUGCAAUUAGACACCUGUGGUUAGCCCAUGCCAGCUGGCUCAGGCUUGGGCUAAGGAGCUGUUUCACUGCAGUGUAGAUGUUCCAGCUUGGGCUGCUGUCCAAACUCUGGGACCCUCCCACCUCACAGGGUCCUAGAGCCUGGACCUCAGCCGAAGCCUGAACCUCUACAUUGCAAUUAGCCUCACAUGCUCAAGUCAGCUGGCACAGGCCAGCCAUGGGAGUUUAAUUGCAGUGUAGAUAUACCCUGGGGUUCAAAACAGGCUCCUCUUCCAUCAAUUGGUCUCUUUCCCUGCCUCCUGGCCUUCAGCACAGUAGCUUUGCAAGACUUAAUCCUUAAUGCUACUUCCAGAGCUGGACGGUGCUAAGGGCCUGCUACUGUCAGUUACCUCUAGGGAUGACACAGCCAUUUUCUUUGGGGCUGGGGAGGAGAGGGGUUGCAUCACUAAAUUCUGCUGGUUGAUUCUGCCCUAGAUCUAUGGUGAGGCUUUGCACUGGGGGGAGGGAAGGGUUUAUAGAAUUUUUCAGGGGUCUCUCUGAGACUGAGGGGUGUCUGUUUAAACAGCAGUCAAUCUGCUUGUUCGCUACAGCAUGAGCUGUUGCUGUACUGUCACAUUCAUUCUUAGGGUGGUAUGAAAGUUGCGUUUUUACAUUUACUGUUUUUACCAGGAUUUUCAUUGUUUGCUUCACUAUAGCUGACAGUUUGCUAAUGAGCUAUUGCCUGUUUCAAGAUCUAGUCUACUUAUAUCUUUGAAAGGAGACACCUUGUUCCUUUUCCACUGAAAUGUUAGUGGAACAAUCCAGUGAGACCCUAGACUUCAAAGUAGCUUCAUGUCAUUACUAUCUCACCAUCAUCCCUGCAUCCUGCCUCUCUCACCUGUUCAAAGAGUGUGGCCAUUGCUUCUGCUAAAGCUAUUUCUGAGCUCUGGUGUAGAGGAUUCCAAGGGGAGUGUCUCGUGCCAGACUACAGGGUGCGGAAUGCAGACGGGUAUAAUUAAGACCCCACUUGAGCAAAGAAGUGCAAAAUGUUGACUGCCAAGGUGCAUGGUCCUGGCGUCUGGGCUGUUACUUGCCAAGUGUUCCAUCACAAGCCUGAGCCUUUCUCAAGCAGCUCCCAGGCAGGAGAAGCCUCAGUUUGAAUGAUUCAGAAGGUGGUCAUCAAAACAAACUCCGCUCCAGUGUGUUUUAUGUUCAUUUGGGAACUCUCCGGAGGGAACAGGAGCAACAGCUUCUCUGGAGAAGACUCCAAAUGUGUGCUCAGUCACUGAAAAUGAACAAACUGCAGAGAUUGAUGCUCCAGAGAGACUUCUGGAACCCCCAAAAGCCCCAGGCUCUGCUAGGAGACUGGGAUCCAUAGCUGUAUCCUUUACUGCUGCUAGCAGUCAGUCACUGCAAGUAUCCUGCUGUCACGCCCCCGCCAGUAUCAUCUGGGUGAGUGUGUCGAAAUCACACUUGGUGAAACCGAAAAAAGAUUUAAUCUCAGCACUGAAGCUGGCAUGGCUGUGAUCUUUGAUGGCAGCAUUAGAGAUGACACAAGCUCUGUGCUUGUCCCUGUCAUCAUCAGCCAUUUGACUCUCGAAACACGUUCCAGCCUUUCCUUCUAGCAGAGUCUUCCCUGAGCAGCUAAAACCAGCCUUGGUAUCUUUUCUUCACACUCCCACCCAGCAUCAUUGCCCACGUUUUUAAAUGGAAAGGCAAAUGAGAGAGCUCAGACUUACUGGAUCAUGUCUGAUUUGUUUGAAGUCUACAUUAGACCAAGUAUAAUAUAGCUGAUGUUCAUAUUAGGUCAUCUUGUAUGUAUGCUCCACAUAAAGAAUGUAUGUAAGUAGGGUUUUUUUGUGGGAGGGAGGGGGGAGUUCUUCUCUGGAAAAAAAUGAUGAGAAUCCAUGAAUAUUGUCAUGUUUUUUCUUUUUUUUGUUUGUUUAAGUCCUGAAUGCUUUUUUGGAAGUCUUUUCUCAGAGAAAUGUAAAUUGAUGCUAAUUGUUCUUCAGCUGUGAUAAAGCAUAAUGUCGUCUUUGAUGUAAAUACAGAGGCAAGCAAACUAUUUAUAAUGUCUAGUGAAUUAAUUGCCUUACCCAAAACCCCAUGGGAAUGGUUCCUAAAAAUAUUGUUUCCCUUUUUAGUGUAAAGAAUUUUGUAAAUACUUUCAGCGUGAGAUUGCACCCCUAGUUCGUCUUGUCUCUCUGAUGGCUGCUAUUGCUCAGAAAGUGGAUACUGUUUGAACUAUUGUACUGUAUUAAAACUAAGGCAUUUUGUGAGACAAUUUAGAUGCAAUGUUCUCAUGGAAUCAUGAAAGCUAAAAAGGCAAUACUCUUGUUAUUAGCACAGUCCUCUCUCUCUCACCUGUUGGUGAUGUUUCCUACAGUCAUAACUUGUGCUCAUUCCUGACUCUCUCAGAGGGACUGCUGGUUUUGUUGAGACUUGGGUUUGUAGCUCAAGUUGAUUGGCUAACUCAUUUGUAAAUAUGUGGACAAUCCACACAUUUGUGUCCUGAUCCACUUGUGACAUACUCACAGUCAUUGUCACAGACAUGUCGGCUAACUCAACUUAACUUGCAUUAAACUCUGAUCGAGGCAAAACCUUUCUUUGUUGUUAAAUUGCAUUGAGGUCAAUCUUCUCUCAUGUUUUACUUUGUAAUUUAUGAAACGUUGUAUGUCCUUAACUAUUUCAGAGGGUUCUAUUAGAACUUUUGAGUCCUACAGUACUUUGACAAUCUCUACGCUUUUUUUUUGUCAAGGGAAGAGCUGUACCUUUGAACCCAGAGCUGUGGAAUUUCUGUACAAAAUGUACAACCACUGCUGACCUGAACGAAUAACACUUGUAUGCAACAGCCUCAUCGUUCUGCAUCCCCUCCUUCCCCUUCUUUUAUUUUGGAAAGGAUCUCUCUAAUAAAUAGAGUAAUCAUG